UGUGGUGUUGCACAGCCUUUCUAACUUGACAGUGGUGGUGUUUCUGCGGGUGCUGGUGUGGUGGAUAGCAGACGGAUAGAAAUCUAUAAAGAUGGCCUCAGCAACAGCGACGUACGGGCAGAAGGAGUCUUCGGACCAAAACUUUGACUAUAUGUUCAAGAUCCUCAUCAUUGGCAACAGCAGUGUGGGCAAAACCUCCUUCUUGUUCCGCUACGCCGACGACUCCUUCACACCGGCCUUUGUCAGUACGGUGGGCAUCGACUUCAAGGUGAAAACCAUCUACAGGAAUGACAAGAGGAUCAAAUUACAGAUCUGGGACACGGCGGGUCAGGAGCGUUACCGCACCAUCACCACUGCCUACUAUCGAGGAGCCAUGGGCUUCAUCCUCAUGUAUGACAUCACUAACGAGGAGUCCUUUAACGCCGUCCAGGACUGGUCGACUCAGAUUAAGACGUACUCGUGGGACAAUGCCCAGGUGCUGCUGGUAGGGAACAAGUGCGACAUGGAGGACGAGCGAGUGGUGGGCGGAGAUAGAGGUCGACAGCUGUCUGAUCACCUCGGUUUUGAGUUCUUCGAGGCCAGCGCCAAGGACAACAUCAAUGUGAAGCAGACCUUUGAGCGCCUGGUCGACAUCAUCUGUGAAAAGAUGUCCGAGAGCCUGGAUGCCGGAGAUCCCGCCGUCACAGGGGCCAAACAGGGACCCCAGCUGACAGAGCAGCCUGCUCCUCCUCACCAGGACUGUGCAUGUUAAAGCUGACUACUUCCCCUAAACCCUUUUCCUCCCACUUUCCUCCUUGUCCUCCUUCAGCUGGACCCUGGGACCUCGGGUCAAAUACUCCCAACACCCCUUUCACUCACUUUCCUGCUUCUUUCUGUAACCUAGUAAGGAUCAUUGGCUGAGGGGCACAAGAACCUGGUUAAAAAGUGUCUGAAAUGCUCUGAGCUGCUGGUGGACCAUUGCUAGAGGCAUGGUUGCUCCUCUUAAAAGAGCUAAAAGGUGAUUGUUUGAUCAGGGCGGGUGUUUAUCUGAUGCCAAAGAAAGUUCAAUCAAAAUACAGUGUUUCAGACUCUUUGCAAACCAGGUUCUUGAAGGUUCCCGAUCCAUCUUUCGUUGUCUCCCUGUUCCUCAGUGUGGUUUUACAAGAAGGAUUUGACGGCGUCCGUCCUCAGAGUGCCAUUUAAAUCCUUCCAAUGUUUACAGUACUUUGUUUCACGUUAGUCAAAUUUCUUGAAAGGUUUUCAGCCUUGGAUGCAGUGACCGAGAAAGCCACGGUGGAGUUGAUGUGGGAGGGAUGAUGCGGCUGAAAUUUGCUCCAUACUGAUGUGUUCAUUUCUUUUAAGAUUCUAGAUGCACACAGAAUCAAACAUACAUGUAUCGGUAUCUGUUUCAUUUGUUGGGUCACCUGGUAUCUACACAUGAAAAUUGCAGGUAUACUGUAAGUGUUUUGUUUUCAUCAGUCAUCUGAGCCUUUUCAUUUGGCCUUUUUUAUGUUUUUGUAUUCUGGAGCCCCAUUUAUUCUGUCGACACUGGGUGGGGAAAAAUAUGAACAAGAAAGAGCUACGUAAAAAAAUUGCAAAAAGAUUUAGAGACACAUUUUAUUUAAUUAUUUAUUACUUUUAAUGUACAUAUACAUGUUGUGUAAUAUAUAUAAUAUCUACAGGUAUGCAUUUCUUAAAAUGCAUUUCUUGAAAGGAAUUUAAAAGGUUUAAAGUUCUAUGAGGAUAGUAUUAAAUAUAAGAGGUCUAUGUUGUUGGUUUGUUUGGAUGAUGUGUGGAAUUGUUUGCACCCUCGGCAGCUCUUCAGUGAGUCGUUUUAUUUCCCUCUCGGUUUUGUCUCAUGCUGCCUUCCAGGGACGUCAGAAAUUCAAACUUCCAGCUUAGAAAAAUACAGUGGAAUGACCCUUUGAGUCUGAAUUACCAAUCAGAAAAUCACUAAAAUGUUGGUCAUUCGCCAAACCACUCAGUGUGAUUUCCAGCACUACUGCUAAUAAAGGGAAGCAUUUUAAAAUGUCUCUUAUAUAAGAAGAAGGCGCUUGCUGUAUAAAAUUUGUGCUGCAUCAUAAAUCCUUUAUGCCAGACAGCAACUGCAGUACAGCUGACAUCAAGUAACAUUUAAAAUAAAGAUUUGAGCUUUCAGAAAGCUCAAAUCUUUAUUUUAUUUUACUCCUUGAUGAGUAAUAACAUUGAUGCUUUUUGUCCCAACAGCCUCAACAUGUUAUUGUUCCUGCUGUCGCUAACAGAAAACAUAAAGAUAUAAGAAUAUCUGAAAUAGCAUUUUGUGUAACACAGUUGGGCAGUUGUGCUUGCUUACAAUGCUACACGUUGAUAUUCCAGUAUUUAAUAUCAGGCAGAGAAAAUCCUGCUGGGGAUGCAAAGGAUUGAGGUUGAAAUGACGUGAUUAUCACAGCAGACCAUUUAUGACUCAGACUCAAAUUCAACAAACUUAGUUUUCAUCUUCCUGAGAGCUGUUUGGAUAUUCCCAGCUACUUUAUCAAAUAUCAAAAUUUCCUGUAACAAUAAUCAUUCAAACAUUUCAUCAUUCUUUAAAAUAUGAUGGAAUGGCUUUGGAGGAUGCAAACAGUGUUGUUUUGUUAGAUACUUUUAUGGUAUUCUGCCUUUAUCUAAUAGUUUGGAGUGAAAGGAAACAUCAGGAGAGAAUAGGAUGACAUGUGUGACAUACAGCCAACACUUAGGAAUUUAAUGUUUCCCUCGCUUUGUGACAAACAGCCCGACAGUAAGCAACUUCUUCAGAAUCAGUAUUACAUUCUGUUUGUGCAGUGCUAUCUCCAAUGUUCAGUCUUCAGGAGAAGUACAAACGGCACUGUUUAACAAGCAUCAAACAGCUGGAGGCUGAUAUGUUCACAGACCAGGCAGCUGUUGCGUUUCUACCACUAGUUUCAAAUCAGUGCAGGAAUUAAAUAUUUUGUUCUGAGGUUUUCUUGGCUCCAACCACUACACAUUUCUGCUAACAGCUGUUUUUACAGUAAGUCCACAUGGCAUCACUCCUUCUGGGUGUCCAUUACUACACCAAACACUCAGAAGAUGUUUGGACCCUUGUCUGAAUAGAGUUUCCACAGUUAAAACUGGUUUGCCGGGUAUUUGCUCUUUUCACUUCACCAGAGAUUGCUGUAGAAGCAGCUCACUGUUUUUGCUGUAGGACGCCAUAAUGAGCAGUGUGACCAAAUUUAAAACUGUAAUAAAACAAAUCCUGCUUGGAGGACUGAAGUGAACUCGGGUAAUUUAGAAAUCCUUCUUAUUGUAAUGUCAUUGAAAUGCCAGGCUUGCUGGUGGGCAAUGCAUACCUUUUGAAUGCUGUUUUUUCCAGUAAAAACAGAGUUAAAGAGGAUGGAUUGAGGGGGAAAAGCACUACACAAGUCAUUGUCAACAUCAUCAACUUCAUAAACAAAGUGACUCUGACUAUGUGACUGAAGCAAAUAUAAUUCAGAAAAGCAUUUAUUUUGAGAGUAAUUGUUGCAUCAAUUAACUGUCAAGUGUAGCAUACCAACCUGAAAUCACAGAUGUGUCACUGACUUUUAAAGUCUGAGGCCCCAGUUAGAGUGCCCCACCAAAGUAUUAAUUAUUAUAAAGGAGUGAUGAUCACGACAAACCUGGGAGACGAUUUUGAUCCUGCAUACAUUUUACUUCUUACUGGUUGUGACUGUUUCUUUUCCGGUAAAAUACAAACUUUUCAACUGUUCUCCUUUCUAAAGCGUCUUCCUCUCUAUAUAAACCACAUCUGUAAAUAUGGUAUCUUUGAGUCAUAUGUGUGGAUUGUGUUGUAUCGACUAAGGCUUGCAACAAUGAAAAAAAGCCACUAAAAACCUAAAAAAAACAGCCAUGUUGUACUGUAUCUGCAUUCAUUACUAGGCUUGCUUGUGAAUGAAUGUGUUACUCUGUUACAUAAGCAAUACACAUUACAGUAUCUACAACAAAAAAAGUCAUCAAGCUUGGUAGAAGUUGCCGACCUUAGAUCUUCUACUAGCACGAAGAAACAUACUGCAAAUGGUCUCGUACUGCCUCUUCACAUCCUCCUCAGUUUGGGCCAUGAAGGUGAGAGAAUAUGCUGUGGAUGUUUUUAUCUGUACUUUGUGGUAAAAGAAUAAAAACGUUACUAACAA
Etheostoma spectabile (orangethroat darter) is the source of this 4118-nucleotide messenger RNA. RefSeq names its product RAB3A, member RAS oncogene family, b (gene rab3ab). The transcript has 5 exons. The record is from RefSeq and is a predicted model, not a curated record. Lineage: Eukaryota; Metazoa; Chordata; Actinopteri; Perciformes; Percidae. Gene Ontology annotation, molecular function: GTP binding; GTPase activity. The coding region runs from base 92 to 751 and encodes 219 amino acids.